Apodemus sylvaticus (European woodmouse) is the source of this 5741-nucleotide messenger RNA. It is a transcript of the gene Mlxipl, whose product is annotated as MLX interacting protein like. The coding region runs from base 583 to 3267 and encodes 894 amino acids. Gene Ontology annotation, cellular component: nucleus. Gene Ontology annotation, molecular function: protein dimerization activity; DNA-binding transcription factor activity, RNA polymerase II-specific; RNA polymerase II cis-regulatory region sequence-specific DNA binding. The transcript has 16 exons. Lineage: Eukaryota; Metazoa; Chordata; Mammalia; Rodentia; Muridae. Gene Ontology annotation, biological process: regulation of transcription by RNA polymerase II. The record is from RefSeq and is a predicted model, not a curated record.
AUAUCUGUCUAAACACUGUCUGUCUAGUGUUUAUGUGUUUAGGAAUACAUAUGGAGCUCAGAGGUCAAGUUUUAAAAAUCAAGUAUUUUCUUCCAAUAUGUGAAUCCUGGGGCUCAAACUCGUGUCCUCGAGCCUGGCGGCAAACACUUUUUACUAGCUAGCCAUCUUGUCUGAUCAUUUUUGUCUCCACCUCCUGAGGGUUGCACUUACAGAAUCGCCCCCAAGCUAAGUUUCUGUGGUACGGAGGAUCGACCCCAAGGCUUCGUGCAUGCUAAGCAAACACUGCACCAACUGAGUGGCAGCCUCAGCCCCAGCCAGACUUUCUGAAACCUGAAAAGGAGAGACUAAAAAGUGCUCGCAACAGAUAGAAAGGGGAAGCACAGCCAAAGCUCCAGGACCAGUGGUUUCACACCACGCUCACUGAUUAUGCUAAUUUAAACAGCACCUUGCAAUUAAGACCACGCCCACCACAAGGGCCUAUCAGGAGGGCAGGGGUGUGGCCAUGGUAAUGAGGCUCAGCUGGCGAGGUUCGGUUCUCAAACUGCUCUCCAGAGUGCCCGGGAGUUGGCGACGAAAGUGGCCAUGGCGCGCGCGCUGGCGGAUCUAUCCGUGAACUUGCAGGUCCCCCGGGUCGUCCCCAGCCCGGAUUCGGACUCGGAUACGGACUUGGAGGAUCCGAGUCCCCGGCGCAGCGCGGGUGGCCUGCAUCGAUCACAGGUCAUCCACAGCGGACACUUCAUGGUGUCCUCGCCGCACAGCGACUCGCUGACCCGGCGACGCGACCAGGAGGGGCCCGUGGGGCUCGCCGACUUCGGGCCGCGCAGCAUCGAUCCGACACUCACCCGCCUCUUCGAGUGCUUGAGCCUGGCUUACAGCGGCAAGCUGGUGUCUCCCAAGUGGAAGAACUUCAAAGGCCUCAAGUUGCUAUGCCGGGACAAAAUCCGGCUGAACAACGCCAUCUGGAGAGCCUGGUACAUUCAGUAUGUGCAGCGGAGGAAGAGCCCAGUGUGUGGCUUCGUGACCCCUCUGCAGGGGUCUGAGGCAGAUGAGCACCGGAAACCUCAGGCUGUCGUCCUGGAGGGUAAUUACUGGAAGCGGCGCAUCGAGGUGGUGAUGCGCGAAUACCACAAGUGGAGAAUCUACUACAAGAAGCGGCUCCGUAAAUCCAGCAGGGAAGGGGAUUUCCUGGCUCCCAAGCAGGUGGAAGGUGGGUGGCCGCCGCCAGAGCGAUGGUGCGAACAGCUGUUCUCCAGCGUGGUGCCUGUGCUGCUCGGGGGCUCCGAGGACGAGCCUGGGGGCCGGCAGCUUCUCGACCUGGACUGCUUCUUGUCCGACAUCUCCGACACGCUCUUCACCAUGACACAGCCCAGCCCCUCGUCCCUGCAGCUGCCCCCAGAGGACGCUUAUGUGGGCAAUGCUGACAUGAUCCAGCCGGACCUGACGCCGCUGCAGCCCAGCCUGGAUGAUUUCAUGGAGAUAUCAGAUUUCUUCACUAAUUACCGCCCCCCUCAGACGCCCACAUCUUCAAACUUCUUGGAGCCCCCCAGCUUUGGCCCCAUGGCUGACUCGCUCUUCAGCGGUGGGAUCCUGGCGCCAGAGAUGCCGCCUCCAGCCUCCUCUUCCUCCUCGUCAGGGAUGACCCCUCUCUCGGGGAAUACACGCCUACAGGCUCGGAACAGCUGCUCUGGACCCUUGGAUCCCAGUACCUUUCUGAGCUCUGAGUUCCUUCUUCCCGAAGACCCUAAGACCAAGAUCCCACCUGCCCCGGUGCCGACGCCCCUCCUUCCCUACCCCACCCCUGUCAAGGUGCAUGGCUUAGAGCCCUGCACCCCCUCCCCCUUCCCCACAAUGGCUCCACCUCCCCCUUUGUUGCCAGAAGAGCCUCUCUUCUCUGCCAGAUUCCCCUUCACCUCAGUCCCUCCUGCUCCAGGAGUGUCUACACUUCCUGCACCCACAACCUUUGACCCCACCCCACAUCCUGGCCCUGGCCCUGGCCCUUUCCCCGUAGACCAUCUGCCCCAUGGGUACCUGGAACCCGCCUUUGGGCCUCACUUCACCGCGCCUCAGGGUAUGCAGCGCAGAGGCAAGCCCUCGUCCCCAUCCCUUGGGGGACGAAAAGCCAGCCCACCCACCUUGGCCUCUGCCACCACCAGCCCCUCUGCCACUGCCACUGCCAGAGACAACAACCCAUGCCUUACACAGCUGCUCAGGGCAGCCAAGCCUGAGCAAGCACUGGAGCCUCCUGCCGUGGCCAGCACCCUCCUCCGGCCUCCGGAGUCCCCGCAGGACACAGUCUCUGAACUGCCCCGUGCCCGUGCCUUUUUCCCCCCAAUCCCGGUCCCUACACCACCCCGGCCACCUCCAGGUCCAGCUACCUUGGCUCCUCCCAGGUCCCUGGUUGUCCCCAAAGCAGAGCGACUCUCACCUCCAGCAUCCAGCGGCAGUGAGCGGCGACUAUCAGGGGAUCUCAACUCCAUACAACCCCCGGGGCCACUGAGUGUCCACCUGUCUCCCCCUCAAACUAUCCUAAGCCGGGGUCGUGUAGACAACAACAAGAUGGAGAACCGACGCAUCACACACAUCUCCGCGGAGCAGAAGAGGCGUUUCAAUAUUAAGCUAGGAUUCGACACCCUGCACGGACUCGUCAGCACGCUCAGUGCCCAGCCCAGCCUCAAGGUGAGCCCCCGGCCAGAAAUGCACACUCCCUUAGAGUCGUGGAGCCCCUCCUUGGACCAACACCCAACACCAGAUCCCAGGGCCUGCCAGCACAGAGGCCCACAUUGGUGGCGCUCGCAGGUGAGCAAAGCGACCACGCUUCAGAAGACGGCGGAGUACAUCCUGAUGCUGCAGCAGGAGCGCGCGGCCAUGCAAGAGGAGGCGCAGCAGCUGCGGGAUGAAAUAGAGGAGCUCAAUGCUGCUAUCAACUUGUGCCAGCAGCAGCUACCGGCCACCGGGGUGCCCAUCACACACCAGCGCUUUGACCAGAUGCGGGACAUGUUUGAUGACUAUGUCCGGACCCGCACGCUGCACAACUGGAAGUUCUGGGUAUUCAGCAUCCUCAUCCGACCUUUAUUUGAGUCCUUCAAUGGGAUGGUGUCUACCGCAAGCUUGCACAGCCUCCGCCAGACCUCACUGGCCUGGCUGGAACAGUACUGUUCCCUGCCUGCUCUCCGGCCAAUGUCUUGCUCUCUUCCCAGCUGUCCUGAAUUCCCUUCGCCAGCUCAGCACUUCCACCAGCAUCCUGACCGACCCGAGCCUCGUGCCUGAGCAAGCCACACGGGCAGUCACAGAGGGUACCCUGGGCAGACCUUUGUAGCCCUGGUGAAGGUUUCCAAGCUCCAGGAACAACUUGUGGCCACGCCUCUCUGGAUCCUGGCCGCCGGCUCCCUGCAGAUCUGGCAGGUUCCCAGUGUUCCGCUCCACCUCCUUGGGGGUGGAGACGAACCUGGCUCCAUCCUUCACUUUGCUAAUACUGUGAUCCCUGGUGACUCACACCCCGUCUUUGGAUCUCCCUUUAAUUACAGAGGACCCCAAAUGCAUUAGCAGCGGCAGCACUGGGGACCUAAGCAGGAGCUAUGAUGAGAGAUGUCAGUCUGUUUCCUCAAGACUUCCUGCUUUGGAUAAAGGGUGCCACCCUUAGUUCCUGAGCAGGGAGACAGAGCAGGAGAUCUCCUCUCUUUGCCCCUGCACUAGUGACAUGGGGUGGCUUCCUGGGUAAUGCCACUGAGGUCUGCUGCCAGGAGAGGUCAGGGCAAGGCAUAGCCAGAGCACGGCAGGCAUCUUGCAUGAAUGUAGAUGUGUGUGUGCGCGAGCGCGCGUAUGUGGAUUUUAUAAAAAAAAAAAAAAAAAAAAGUUCUUGAUCAAUAAAAGCAAAUCUGUCUGCAAGGGUUGGGGUUGGUGUGACUGGCAGUGUGUUUCACUGUGGGACUCAGAGCUGGCAGCAGUGAAAGGUGACGUGAUAGAGGACCCUGUGGGUCACAAAUUACCUUUUCAAUUUGCUUGUGUGCAGUUAAGCUCGCCCGUGAUUAUGUGGAGGUUGGUGACUGACAGGGUACCUCCUCGCUGCUCCCUGCCUUAAUUUUUUUUUUCGAGACAGGGUUUCUCUGUAUAGCCCUGGCUGUCCUGGAACUCACUCUGUAGACCAGGCUGACCUCGAACUCAGAAAUCUGUCUGAUUCUGCCUCCCAAGUGCUGGGAUUACAGGUGUGCGCCACCACUGCCCAGCCCCUGCCUUAAUUUUAAAAUGCUUCAGAAUAUAUUUCAGAAUAUAGGACUGGGCAUGGUGAUGCGCACCUUUAAUCCCAGUACUUGGGAGGCAGAGGCAGGUCUUUAUGAGUGAGACCAGCCUGUUCUGCAAAUAGAGUUCUGCAUAUAGAGUUCUGCAUAUAGUAAUACCCAGUCUACACACACACACACACACACACUUAUAUAUAUUAUAGUUGGGGGCAGAGUCUCUGUAGUCUUGGCUGUCCUAGAACUUGCUAUGUAGACCAGGUUUGUUUUAAACAACCAGAUCCUCCUGCCUCUGUUAAAAAUAUUUAAAAUUGCACUUAUUUAUAUGUGUAUGCACAGAUGCAAAUGUCAUACAUGUGGCGGUCAGAGGAUGACUUUUUAGGAAACCGUUCUCUCCUUCUGCCGUGUAAGUGAUGGUUAUCAAUUCACUCAGAUUGUCACCUUUGGCAGCAAGUGCCCUUACUGGCUGAGCCUCUGCCUUAUUCCUUCAGACAGGCUCCGCUAUUGAACCUAGAACUCAGCAGUUUGGCUGGGCUGGCCGGCCAAUAAGCCCUUGCGCUCUUCUUGUCUUCACCACCCCAACCAUGGGGUUACCACUCCUGGCUUUUAGAGUUUGGAUGUAAGUCAGCUCUUUAAUGACUGGACCAUCUCCCAACCCCAUGCUUGUAGAUAUGUAUGUAUGUAUGUAUGUAUGUAUGUAUGAUGUAUGUAUGUAUGUAUGUAUGAUGUAUGUAUUAUAUAUGUAUUUUUCCCUCCUCAAGACAGGGUUUCACCGUGUAGCCCUAGAUGUCCCGGAACUCGCUCUGUAGAAAAGACUGGCUUCAAACUCACAGCGAUCCAUCUGCCUCUGCCUCCUUAGAGCUGGGAUUAAAGGCACUGAGGCCCCAGGUUCAGCACACAGCUGCUAAUAAGUCAAUGAGCACAUUUUUUAAAAUGGUGUUUCAAGAAUUUUUACCCUGGAGUGGGGGUCAGGGUGGAAACUAGAAAACACACUCCCUGCCAGAAGGUUCCAAUGCAAAACUAAAGCUCAGUGCCACCAAUGUUCGCCUCGGGCACCACUGAGUGAGUUUGGGUGGCAUUAAAGCAGACACACUGGAAGGUCUGGAUCCACCAGGAAUGACAGGCUUCCCCAUAAGCUCCUCCUCCUUUCUUCCUCCCCUUUCGACCGUGUCUAGAGUGAGGUGCAGAGUAGGUAUAUGUGGUUGACAUGGCCAGAGACAUUUUUCAGAACCCCAGUGCCAUGUCCUCAUGGGAAUCGCAAAGCCAUUCCCUCGUGAGGCUCAGAAGGAUGUCACGGCCUGACUCAGUGGUCCAAGAAGGGUGAAUGCUGACGAGUGUGUGCAGGAAAUAUCAAACACCGUUUUCUCCCGCCCCCUCUCUCUGCUUCCUGCUUGUGUUUGAGGAUGUGAUUCUCACCUUCCUGUUGUUACCCCUGCAAUCAUGCCUUCCUGCCUCGAUGGACUCGUCUCUCUGGAAAUGUAAACCAAAAUAAACUUUUUUUUAAAAUAA